Messenger RNA from Trifolium pratense (red clover), 2271 nucleotides. RefSeq lists its product as uncharacterized. The coding region runs from base 198 to 2117 and encodes 639 amino acids. NCBI's taxonomy places the organism in Eukaryota, Viridiplantae, Streptophyta, Magnoliopsida, Fabales, Fabaceae. The transcript has 15 exons. Gene Ontology annotation, molecular function: hydrolase activity, hydrolyzing O-glycosyl compounds. The record is from RefSeq and is a predicted model, not a curated record. Gene Ontology annotation, biological process: carbohydrate metabolic process.
GUGUAAAUGAAAACAAAAUUGAGAGUUUAUUUUCUUCAUCUUAGGCAAGGACACGCAGGCAACUGCUGGCUUUGUUGACAUUUACCUGCGAGGAUACGAAGGAAACAAGACCACACGUGUGCAACCGUCCUCAUUCAAUUCAAUUCAUCAUCACUCACUCGCUUCUUAAACCCUCUUGUUAAACUGAAGCAGCAAUAAUGAAGUGUUUAUCCAUCAUUUCUCUCUGCAUUCUCCUCUGUCUCUUCUAUUUUCAAGGUGUGUCAUCUAAAAAUGUAUCUGAGAGUGUUCUACAGCUAGCUAGUGUUCCACCAAGAGGUUGGAAUUCCUAUGAUUCUUUUUGCUGGACAAUUUCUGAACAAGAAUUCUUACAAAGUGCUGAAAUAGUUUCUCAGCGUCUCCAUGAUCAUGGAUACGAGUAUGUUGUGGUGGAUUAUCUCUGGUAUAGAAGGAAAGUUGAGGGCGCUUUUCAUGAUUCUCUUGGAUUUGACGUGAUUGAUGAAUGGGGGAGGAUGAUUCCUGACCCGGGAAGGUGGCCUUCUUCACAAGAUGGGAAAGGGUUCAGAGAAGUAGCUAAUCGAGUGCAUAGUUUGGGUUUAAAGUUCGGGAUUCAUGUUAUGAGAGGGAUAAGCACACAAGCUGUCAAUGCAAACACGCCUAUCCUAGAUACAACAACGGGAGCUGCUUAUCAAGAAUCUGGUCGAGUGUGGCAUGCAAAAGACAUAGCAAUACCCGAAAGGGUUUGUGCAUGGAUGACUAAUGGUUUCAUGAGUGUAAAUACAACGUUGGGUGCUGGCAAAGCUUUUUUGAGGUCCCUUUACGAGCAGUAUGCUGCAUGGGGUGUUGAUUUUGUGAAACAUGACUGUGUAUUUGGCGAUGACUUGGAUUUAAAUGAAAUAAGCUAUGUAUCAGAGGUUCUCCGGGAGUUUGAUCGCCCCAUUGUCUAUUCUUUGUCUCCUGGAACUAGUGUGACACCAGCCAUGGCCAAGGAUGUCAGUGGACUGGUUAAUUUGUAUCGUAUAACAGCAGAUGACUGGGAUAAGUGGAAUGAUGUUAAAGGUCAUUUUGAUGUAUCGAGGGAUUUAGCAACUGCAAAUAUGAUAGGAGCAAAAAGUUUAAUGGGGAACUCAUGGCCGGAUUUGGACAUGCUACCAUUUGGAUGGCUAACCGAUCCUAGUAAAUGUUAUAGUAUAAAUUCAGGUCCAUAUAGGUAUAGUAACCUCAACCUAGAAGAGAAGAGGACACAGAUGACCCUAUGGGCAAUGGCAAAGUCGCCCCUUAUGUAUGGUGGCGAUGUACGGAAGAUUGAUCCCACAACAUAUGAUCUUAUCACAAAUCCUACCCUUCUUGAGAUUAAUUCUUUUAGCACAAAUAAUAUCGAGUUUCCUUAUAUCACAAGCUUGAAGCAUGAAGAUCAGGAUUCUGGAAAGCUAAUGAGAAGAAGCUACAGAGAAACAAAAACAUCAUAUACACAUUCAUUAGGCCUCACUAGUUGCACUGAUUCAAAAGCAAGUGGUUGGACUAGUGAAAGUCUUGGCCUAUAUCCUGAUAGAAUCUGUUGGAAAAGGAGCUUAGGAAACAAGCAUCUUGACCCCUUAUGCAUGCACAAGAGAGAACUGAACUUUGCAUCAGAUGAAGAGAAUAUGUAUCACGAUUAUCAUCAUUUAGUUGCAGCCAACAGAAUAAAAUUUUGCUUGGAUGUUUCUCCAAAACUAAAGCUUACUUCUAAAGAGUUCAAGAGAGGUACAUUUUCGCCCUGCAGGCGGGAUUCAAAUCAGUUAUGGCAGUUGAAUCUUAAUGGGACUCUGGUAAAUGGCUAUUCUGGCUUAUGCGCAACAGUAGAGUCUGUCAAAGCUACUAUUAAUUCUGCCGGUUUUCGCUCUUGGGUUGCAACAGGAAGAACAGGAGAAGUUUAUGUUGCUUUCUUCAAUCUAAGUGAACAGAAAGCGGUUUUAUCGACGCAAACAUCAGACCUAGCUAAGGUUUUGCAUGGGAGAGACUUAAGUUCUUGUAAAGGCAGUGAAGUAUGGAGUGGAAGUGACAUUGUAAUAACGCAGGGGACGUUAUCAGCAGAAGUGGAAAUGCAUGGGACUGCACUAUUUGUUCUCAAUUGCAACUAGUUUGGUCCUAAAAUAAGAAAGUCACGUGUUGUAACAUUUAAAAUGCACUUAAUCAUCCAAGUCAAUUUGGGUGAAGUUGCACACAAGUAUAUAUUUACAAUGAAAAAAACAAGUAUUACAUAAAUUUUAUCUUAUAACUUUUUUAAAUAACGAA